Messenger RNA from Scomber japonicus (chub mackerel), 1946 nucleotides. RefSeq names its product ATPase H+ transporting V1 subunit C1a (gene atp6v1c1a). The coding region runs from base 171 to 1322 and encodes 383 amino acids. The record is from RefSeq and is a predicted model, not a curated record. Gene Ontology annotation, biological process: proton transmembrane transport. Gene Ontology annotation, molecular function: proton-transporting ATPase activity, rotational mechanism. NCBI's taxonomy places the organism in Eukaryota, Metazoa, Chordata, Actinopteri, Scombriformes, Scombridae. Gene Ontology annotation, cellular component: lysosomal membrane; vacuolar proton-transporting V-type ATPase, V1 domain. The transcript has 13 exons.
UGGCAGAUCAGCUGACUCUGAUGCUGCUGUCAGGAGACCUCACGAACUGUAUUCAAUGGCUACAAUGAAAAGUGUCAGGCCGUAGGAACGCUAGAAACAGCUAUAUUUCCACUUCUAAGGGCCACAGUUUUGAACACUCAGUUUUCUCUAGCACCACGUUUACUGUAACCAUGACAGAGUUUUGGUUGAUUUCUGCUCCGGGAGAGAAGACCUGCCAGCAAACAUGGGACAAAAUGAUGGCAGCAACCACACGUACCAACAACCUCUCCACCAAUCACAAGUUCAACAUCCCAGACCUCAAGGUGGGGACACUGGAUGUCUUGGUCGGGCUUUCAGAUGAACUGGCCAAAUUAGACUCCUUUGUUGAGAGUGUGGUGAAGAAGGUGGCUCAGUACAUGGCCGACGUGCUGGAAGACAGUCGAGACAAAGUGCAGGAGAACCUGUUGGCCAACGGAGUUGAUCUUGUCACCUACAUCACAAGAUUUCAAUGGGACAUGGCAAAAUACCCCAUCAAACAGUCCCUGAAAAACAUCUCUGAAAUCAUCUCAAAGCAAGUAACCCAGAUUGACAAUGAUUUGAAGACCAGAGCAUCAGCUUAUAACAACCUGAAGGGAAACCUGCAGAACUUAGAGAGGAAGAAUGCGGGGAGUCUGCUGACCAGGAGCCUGGCUGACAUCGUCAAAAAGGACGACUUUGUGCUUGACUCGGAGUAUCUUAUUACUCUGCUGGCUGUGGUACCAAAGACGUCAUACACUGACUGGCAGAAAGCAUAUGAAACACUUGCUGAGAUGGUGGUGCCACGAUCCACCAAUCUGCUUUUUGAGGACAAUGAUAGCGGACUGUUCAGUGUCACUCUGUUCAGGAAAGCCGUUGAUGACUUCAAACACAAAGCCAGAGAGAACAAGUUCACAGUGAGAGACUUCCAGUAUAAUGAGGAGGAGAUGAAGGCAGACAAAGAGGAGAUGACACGGCUCUCUACUGAUAAGAAGAAGCAGUUUGGCCCGCUCGUUCGAUGGCUCAAAGUGAACUUCAGUGAAGCCUUCAUCGCGUGGAUCCACAUCAAAGCUCUUAGGGUCUUUGUGGAAUCUGUCUUAAGAUAUGGGCUGCCGGUGAACUUUCAGUCCAUGCUGCUGCAGCCGACCAAGAAGAACAUGAAGAAGCUGAGGGAGGUGCUCAAUGAUCUGUAUAAACAUCUGGACAGCAGUGCAGCCUCUAUCAUUGAUUCGGCGAUGGACAUUCCAGGCUUGAAUCUGAGCCAGCAGGAGUAUUAUCCCUAUGUCUACUACAAGAUCGACUGCAAUCUGUUAGACUUCAAAGUUUAACACGUUCCUUCAUUUUGUGUUCAUGUGUUGAUUAAUUUAUGCUCUUCCUGGUACCCCUCUUCCUUCCCCCCACACUCUUCCUGUCCCCUGCUUUCUGUCCCCUCACUGUCGCCUCUCCACUUCAGCUGCCUGAAUGUCAAUGCUGCAUGUUCAUUCCUUGUGGUGGAAAAAAAAGCUCAUCAACAAGCUUCUACCACUUUUACAACCAAGGGACAGAAAAAAAAACAACUUUUUAAAUAUUGUUUUUUGUUUACAGUUUAUUUCGUUCACAAGCCACACAGAUAAUGAAUUUUGUUUUUGAUGUGAAAUUAAUAAAGAAAAAUCAUACUGGUGAGUUGUAUAUUUACUGUAUCAUGUGCCGGUGCAUAUUGAUUGAUUCAUAGCUACAUCUUCUGUGUCGAUGUUCAGAGAUUUGUGUUUACGUACUGGCGAUUUCAUCACUGCACCCAUGGCAACCAGAUCUGAUGUGUGUUUCUGAGAUUGUGGGUCACCUUUGCAGACAUUGUGUAACAAAAAAAUGAAAUAUGAGUGUGUGUUGUCGUCUCGUGUACAUUUGCUGUCAAAACAGAGAUCUAUAUCUGAGUAUUGUGUAAGCCAUUGAUUGAAUAAAUAUGAUUGAUGAAU